This is a messenger RNA of Pangasianodon hypophthalmus (striped catfish), 2099 nucleotides long. RefSeq names its product forkhead box F2a (gene foxf2a). Gene Ontology annotation, cellular component: nucleus. The coding region runs from base 608 to 1783 and encodes 391 amino acids. The transcript is spliced from 2 exons. Gene Ontology annotation, molecular function: DNA-binding transcription factor activity, RNA polymerase II-specific; RNA polymerase II cis-regulatory region sequence-specific DNA binding. NCBI's taxonomy places the organism in Eukaryota, Metazoa, Chordata, Actinopteri, Siluriformes, Pangasiidae. Gene Ontology annotation, biological process: animal organ morphogenesis; regulation of transcription by RNA polymerase II. The record is from RefSeq and is a predicted model, not a curated record.
UUUCGUCUCUGACGCUUGCACCGUGAGUGGGAAAAGCGCCGGUGAUUAAUUACCGCGGUCUGGCGUGUGGCGCUGUUGACUGAAACGUCGGAGAGCUCCGUGAUGAACGGCGUGAUCGCGUGUAUCGGGCUCAUGUGCUAUGACUCUGCACAAACUCCUGCUGCUCUGAUCGAUGGACGCGGGCCAGACAGGGAGGAAGAGUGGGGUGGGUCUCUGUAGUGGAGAGAGAGAGGGAGAGAGAGAGAGAGAGAGAGAGAGAGAUUUACGAAUUGAUAGGUGGUCUCGUUUUGUUUGGCCGCACAGCUCAGAUGCGUGAGAGGGUUUCCUUCUCUUUAAGGAUUCAGUCAUCGCGAUGGCCACCGGGAGACCGAGCAUGAGUCGCUGCCUCGGCGACACGUAGCUGGUGGCGUGGAGGGGAAAAAAAAUCCCAGCUCGAGAGACAGAUUUAUCUAAUUCACUCUCAGAUGCGUAAAACUCUCUGGCUUUCAGCGCGGGACUGAUUUAAAAGUCUAAAUCAGUUUGGAACCCUUUUAUUAUAAUAAUAAUAAUUAUUAUUAUUAUUAUUAUAAUCAUUAGUAGUAUUUUUGCUGUUGAGAAGAGCGCAGGGAUGACGACCGAAACCGCGCAGCAGCAGCUGGACCCGCCGCCUUCUCUGCGCUCGAGCCCGGUGCACACUUCGCUCCAGAGCUCGCGCACGGUUCUGGAGAGCACCAGCGGCACAAACGCUUCCAAAAGCAAAAAGUCCAACUCAGGCAUGAGGCGCCCCGAGAAGCCACCCUACUCCUACAUCGCCCUCAUCGUGAUGGCCAUCCAGAGCUCUCCGACCAAGCGGCUGACUCUAAGCGAGAUCUACCAGUUCCUGCAGGCCCGUUUCCCGUUUUUCCGUGGCUCGUAUCAAGGCUGGAAAAACUCUGUGAGGCACAACUUAUCUCUCAACGAGUGUUUCAUCAAGCUGCCCAAGGGCCUCGGGCGGCCCGGUAAGGGUCACUACUGGACCAUCGACCCUGGGAGCGAGUUCAUGUUCGAAGAGGGAUCGUUUCGGAGGCGCCCACGCGGUUUCCGUAGAAAGUGCCAAACUCUGAAACCCAUGUACCGUAUGAUGAACGGGCUCGGCUUCGGCGCCUCCGUGCUGCCGCAGAACUUCGACUUCCAGCCGCCACCGGCGCCGCUCGCGUGCCAUGCGGGCAGCUACAACCUGGACGCGAUGACCAGCGGCGCGUAUGACGGACUCGGCGCCGCCGCUCAUCACGUACCGAGUCCGAGCUCAGCGUACAUGUCCCCGGCGUGCCAGGUCACCUCGACCGGCGGCGACUACGCGCACGACAAUAACGGCAACAGCACCGGAAGCGGCAGCAGUCCGCUUCAUUCACCGCCGGCCAUGAGUGGACCUCUGGAGUGUCCUUCGCCGUACACCGCCGCCGCCACCGCGCACUGGCCUUCAUCCGCCGUGUCGCCCUACAUCAAGCAGUCUCCACUGGCUGCAGGCAGCCCCACAUCCUCCUCAUCCUCCGCUUUACACUCGGGUGUGGCACCAUACGCCCUCGAACAGAGCUACCUGCACCACGGAGCCAGAGACGCAGCAGAUCUCUCAGUGGGAAUCCCUCGGUAUCAGUCUCACUCUUCUCCAGUGUGCGACAGGAAAGACUUUUUGUUGAACUUUAACGGCAUCGCCUCAUUUCACCCGAGUGCUGGAGGAUCUUACUACCAUCAUCACCACCACCAUCAUCAUCAUCAACUACACCACCAAGGAAUCUGCCAAGACAUCAAGCCGUGUGUAAUGUAGACCAGAUCAGGACAGAGGCGCACAAAGACACACCAGAGAAGGAGAAAGUGGAGCCUAAGAUGUAUGUAUAUGUAUAGGUCCAAUUUCCAAAGUCCCAGAAAUAGUGUUGAAGAUGCAACGAUUGUGAGUGGACUUAUGAAAUGUAAAUUAUGCAGAACAACCCAGUGGGAAGGAAACAAUAAUAGGCUCGUUUGGAUUUCCAUAAACCUAUACAGUGUUACAGCUACAGCUAUACAGUGUUGACUUGACUCACACACACACGCGCGCGCACACACACACACACACACACACACACACACACACACACAAACGCACA